Messenger RNA from Brassica oleracea var. oleracea, 1221 nucleotides. RefSeq lists its product as uncharacterized. Gene Ontology annotation, molecular function: metal ion binding. The transcript has 2 exons. The record is from RefSeq and is a predicted model, not a curated record. Lineage: Eukaryota; Viridiplantae; Streptophyta; Magnoliopsida; Brassicales; Brassicaceae. The coding region runs from base 618 to 1037 and encodes 139 amino acids.
AUAUCUAAUUAACCAAACACAAAUUAAAAUCCAAGAUCAUUAAUUUUUUUUGGAAUAUUUGCGUUUGUGACGUCAAUCUCAGUUUGAUUCCAGUAUCCAGUGUUCGUUUGGAUGUUAUAAAACUGAUCUCUUGAACAAAAUCUUGAGAACUUGCUUGACAAGUUCUUACAUGACCAAAUAGGUCAACAAGGUCACAAAUCAACGUCGACAAGGUCGUAUAAGCGACCAAAUGAGCAGUCAACACUUCUCCCGUUGCUUUCGUCGUUGCGUCGUUGGAUUUAUUUUACUUUUCAACCACAUACCAGAAACAAUACUAGCUAUAAGUUAAAUAAAGAAUGACUCCGUUACUCUUUUAAUAGUCGUCGCAAUGGUUUUUUGUUAUUAUUAUUAUUAUUAUUUUUGGACAAAUGCUUUUUUGUUAUUUAAAAAUAGAAAAAACUAUGUGGGUCAUAGUAUUAGAUUCCUAGUAGUUUCCUAUGCAAUUUCUAUAUAAUGGAUAUCUUAUUGCUUGCAAUUGUCAUCAAGAAGGUUCAACAUCUCAAACCAUACCUCAUCUCGUUCUUUCUUUAAUAAAUAUAUCGGAAAUUUCUCAAGCUUUUCUCUAGUAUUCUUCAGCCAUGACCGCUAAGAAAGCUGUGUUGCAAUUGAGUGUCCACGAUGAGAGAAUCAGAAAGAAAGCGUUUGUGACCGUCUCUCGAUCUCAAGGGGUUACUUCGAUAACAAUGGAAGACAAAACAGGGAAAAUGACAGUAGUUGGAGAAGUUGAUACACCGGUUCUCGUGAUGAAGCUAAGGAAACUGUGUAAUGCAGAAAUUGUUUCGGUUGAAGUUGUUAAACCACCUGAGAAAAAGCCUGAGCCGGCGAAACCGGCUCCAGCUAAACCUGAUACGGCUAAACCGGCUGAAAUUGUUGCCUUUCCAGUUACGCAUAUGAACUACCCGUACCAAUAUCAUUCUUCCUUUGCGAAUUCGCACUAUCAGCCAUACGGGAAUUCUAGAGUUGUGGUGGAGGAACCAAACACUUGUGUGCUUAUGUGAUUUAAUACAAUUACUUUUAAAAUAAUUUUAGUUGUUUAAUACUUAGUUUUGAUGGGAGAGUGUAUUUUUUUGGGGUACUGUAUAAUGUACAUUACUCCCGUGAGCUCAUUCGAGGGAAACAAAUAUUUUAUGUAUGAUAAAGUUGCUUUGUUAACUUUUUACUUCGAAAUAACUAGUAUUUUUC